Molecule: messenger RNA, 345 nt
Organism: Lathyrus sativus (Indian pea)
Lineage: Eukaryota; Viridiplantae; Streptophyta; Magnoliopsida; Fabales; Fabaceae
Source: the annotation of a GenBank genome assembly
AUGGCUGCACCUGUUGCUAUAGGCACAAGAGGCACCAUUGGAUCACUAGUAAGAAAGGAAAUUGAGUAUUUCACGAAAUUCGAGUUAGAUAGAAGAGGAAUUUCACAGAAACCUCAGCACCAUCUUGCGGACAUGGAUAUGGUUUCUGAUAGAACCAUUUCCAUGCCGAAGCCUAGUUUCUGGUUUUUGCCAACAACAUGGAAGAGGAAGAAGCAAAGAAACACAAGUAGAUUCUUCAGGAAAAUAUGUUCUGUUACAGAAGUAAAUGAAAGUAAUCACUUCAACAGAAUUCCGGGUCACAGCUACAAAAUCCUCAGGAAUGAUAUCAACAACUUUCAGCUCUAA